GCGUUUCAACCGCAUCGCGCGCGAAUGUUCAACUGAACAACGCUCGCGCGCUCGCCACUACCGAUUUAAUACUUUGGAUACACGUUCCGUGAAACGGCGACGACACACCACGGAAAAGUAUUAGCAACAACCGCACGGCAAGAAUAGAAACAGAAGAAAACAGCGCGUUUCACACACAAGCACAUGGAAUGCCGAUACACAUUUCAACGACAACGACGACGACAACAACAACAACAACAGCAACGGCAGAACGGCGGCAGCAGCAGUAGCAGCAAGUCCAUUGAAAUAUAGCAAGAGAGAGAGAGAGAGAGAGAGAGAGAGAGAGAGAGAGAAAAAAAGAGAAGAACGAAGUAAAAUAACAUACCAAAGUGUAGAAACAAACCGUACAAAAGUAUUACAUACAAGUGUGUGUUAAACAUACUGUGGUGUGGUACACCAGUAAUCGCGCGACGUGAGAGAGAAGAUCCCGUUCUCCUAUAUUCAAAUCAAACGGAUUGUUUUCAUUCUGUGUUAAAGCUGUUAGUUUAACGAGUGCGAACGUCGAAUAAUAACCAAAAUCACAGAGAGACAGAUAUUUGUUGUGUUUUUUUUUUCAUUGUUGUUAUUCUGGUGAGCUAGAGUGCGGUGAGGCAAACCGAAUAUAUUUCAGUUCAGUUGUUUUUGUCGAUUUUUCCGUCGUUUUUUUUUCUUCUUUCGACUACUUCUACCCUUUUACUUGCGUUCUUUCUCUUCACUUUUGACAAAACAGACAAAAAUCUUCUUGUACUUUCGUUUCGAUUAACGAUUUUGCAAUAAAUCAAAUGACAGAUUUUUCUUUCUUUCCCCUCUCCUCUCGCUCUGUCGCCCGAGUCGCGCAAAUAUUUUCUCGAAACAUAUCGAAAAGCUUAAGCUCUUUCAAAGAUGUAAAAAAAACACGGACUCAAAACCAACGAACAAGACAAAAAAAAUCCUUAUCGACAGAAUCGAAUCAAAUCGUCAACACACACACACACACACACACAACACUUGGAAAUCAAUUGGAACAAAAGCGUUUUUUUUCUGUUUCCCGUCAUUGUAAUUGGAUAUACCCAUUAGAAACAACACUUGCCGACCAAAAUGUUCAGCUCAUUUACAGCGUCGCUUCGAAAUUUCGGUGAACGAACGGUCAAUCUGUUUCGUCGCAAGAAAAAUACCGCCGAACAAAAUGCCCAAGAUUUUGCCGAUCAAACUGAAGAUGCGGCUGUCAGUUUGAAAAAUGACUUGAAAAAUGAUGCCAAUGAAAUUGGAGAAAAUACAGACAAACUAUUGAAGAAGGGUGAAACGGCAUGGAAAUCCACGAAAGAUGCCGCUUCGUCGACCAUUGGAACGGUUGCCAGUAAAACAGAGAAGGUGACGAAUACAUUGGCCGAAAAAACAACAUCGGCCGUUGGCAGUGUUGCUGAAGCAACAAAAGAUACCACCUCGUCGAUCAUAAAGAAUACGGCUGAAAAAUCGUCAAACGUUGCCGGCAAAGCUUGGGAAGGCACGAAGAACUUAGCCUCAUGCGUCAGUGACAAAGCGGCCAAAACCACCGAUACCAUUGUGGAUGGAACGAAGAGCACUUUGAACACUACCGUUGACACCACUAGCAAAGUGGCACAAAAUGUUUGGGAUGGAACCAAAACGACCGCCUCAUCAGUUGCCGAAGGAACGAAACAGGCCGCUUCGAAUGUUGCGGAGGGAACGAAAAACGCCGCCUCAACCGUCACUGAAGGAACAAAGAACGUAGCCACCGGUGCUUAUGAAGGAACUAAGCAUGCCGUUGGUAGUGUUGCUGAGGGAACGAAGAACAUUGCCGCUGCUGGUGCUGAAAAAACCGGACAAGCAUGGGAAGGCACUAAGAACGUUGCCUCGAACAUUGGAGGAAAAGCAUAUCAAACCGGUGAAGUAAUUGUUGAGGGAACAAAAGGUGCAGUGAACACAACCAUUGAGACAACUGGAAAGGUGGCUCACAGCGCUUAUGAUCAAACCGGCAAGGCAAUCCACACCGUUAGCGAUAAAACAUCGGAAGUUGCACACAAUGUUUGGGAUGGAACUAAAAAUACGGCCUCAUCACUUGCCGAAGGCACAAAAAAUGCAGCAUCCUCUGUGGCUGAGGGAACGAAAAACGCUGCUACGACUGUGGCUGAAGGAACGGUAAAUGCAGCCACAUACGUUGCCGAAGGAACGAAGAACGUAGCCACCGGUGCUUAUGAAGGAACUAAGAAUGCCGUUGGUAGUGUUGCCGAGGGAACGAAGAACAUUGCCGCUGCUGGUGCUGAAAAAACUGAACAAGCAUGGGAAGGAACCAAGAAUAUCGCCUCAAAUAUCGGACACAAAGCAUACGAAACAUCAGGAGCAAUUGUUGAUGGAACGAAGAGCGCCGUUAACACAACCGUUGAUACGACCAGCAAAUUGGCCCAUGGUGCAUACGAUCAAACUGGCAAAGCCAUUCACACCGUUGGUGAUAAGACAUCGGAAGUUGCACACAAUGUUUGGGAUGGAACUAAAAAUGUUACAUCAAACAUUUAUGAUGGAACUAAAAAUGCUGCGUCCAACGUUGCCGAAGGCACAAAGAACGUAGCCACGGGUGCUUUUGAAGGAACUAAACAUGCUGUUGGAAGUGUCGCUGAAGGAACCAAGAAUGUGGCAUCCAACGUUUUUGAGGGAACUAAAAAUGCCGCUUCAAACGUUGCCGAAGGAACGAAAAACGCUGCCUCAACGGUGGCUGAAGGAACAGUAAAUGCAGCCACAUAUGUAGCUGCUGGAACGAAGAACGUAGCCACAGGUGCUUAUGAAGGAACUAAACAUGCUGUUGGAAGUGUCGCUGAAGGAACCAAGAAUGUGGCAUCCAACGUUUUUGAGGGAACGAAAAUUGCCGCCUCAAGUGUGGCUGAUGGAACAAAAAAUGUUGUUGCUGCCGGUACUGAAAAGACCGGACAGGCAUGGGAAGGUACCAAGGACUUUGCCUCAUCGAUCGGUGACAAAGCAGCCAAAACCACUGGAGCAAUCGUUGAUGGCACAAAAAGCGCUGUAGGCACAACCAUUGAGACCACUGGAAAUGUUGCUCAUAGCGCCUUUGAUCAAACCGGCAAAGCCGUUCACGUCGUUGGCGAUAAGACAUCGGAAGUUGCGCACAAUGUUUGGGAUGGAACUAAAAAUACGGCCUCAUCAAUUGCUCAAGGCACAAAGAACACAGCAGUAAAUGUUGUUGAAGGAACGGCAAAUGCAGCUGCUUAUGUGACCGAAGGAACAAAAACUACCGCCUCAAAUGUCUACGAAGGAACGAAAAAUGUUGUUUCUGCCGGUACUGAAAAAACGGGGCAAGCAUGGGAAGACACCAAGGGAUUUGCCGCAUCGAUUGCUUCGUCGGGCGCAGAAACCACGGGCAAUUUGUUCCGUAAAUUCAAAGAUACCACAACAUCGGCAUUCGAAAGCACAAAAUCGAAAACGGAUCAAGUGGCCGACUCAGUGUCUGACAAAGCACAAGGUGCAUGGGAAGACACAAAGAAUGUCACAAAAGAAGUUGGCUCGAAAACCAAACAGAAGACAAAUGAAACAUUGAAAAGUGCCGAACAAUCGGCUCAUUUCUUAGCUAAAGAAACGGCGGCACUUGGAAAAGAGUGUGAAGAUAGUGUUGAAGACGCAAUUGAUACGAUCGGCGAUAAAAGUGAAUCUGCCUGGAACCGAACAAAAUUAGCAGCUUAUGAUGCUGCGGAAACAACUGGUGAUGCAAUCAAUUCGGGAGUGACAUCAGCAGCUGCCUUGAAAAAUAUUGGCGAAAAAACGAGCAACCUCUUUGAACGUAAAAAGAAGGAAGUUGGAGACUUAGCUACCGAAAAAGCUUCAGAAGCUCAAGCCUAUGCUGAAGAACAAGCCAAGAAAGCAGGAGAAGCUAUUGAUGAAACGAAAAAUGAAGCAAGCGGCAUUUUGAGCGGGGCAUCUGAUGAUGUGAACGCAUCAAUCAGCAAUGGUGCCGAUGCGCUUGACAAGACCAAACAGGAUUUAAAUGCCUUGGCAGGCGAUGCAUCGUCGUUGGCUGAACGAGCUAAAGCAACUGGUGGCACUCUCUUUGAUCAUGCAAAGGGUGCUGCCACUGAAGCUAUUGCUGCAGGUAGCAAAGCCGCUGAAAGCAUCGUCGAUGAGAAAUUGAAACAAGCCGAAAAUACCUUUGACUCUGGAUUGAAAUCUAUGAGCGGUGUUGUUGACCAGAAAGUCAAGGAUGCUAAUGCCUAUGCUGAUGCAACUCGCGAAGAUCUUGAAAAGAAAAUUCAUGAUGCCACCAUCAACGCUCAGAACAAUGCUGGCGUUGAAGCCGCCAAUUUAUUGGGCAAGCUCAAUCUGACCCGACCAACUUAAGAUGGAUUGACGUCAAAUGGCGGAUGGUGUUUUUAUCAACACAUCUAGAUGCAUCUAAUCAAGCUAGUAUUUAAGAGGGAAAAAAAUGAAAAGAAAAAGAAACGUUGAUGCAUUUAUCGUUGAAUGUUUAAUGUGCUUUAUGUUAUUUGAAUAAUAUGCAUCACCAAAUUUAAAGUAAAAAAUAAAGAUCCACGCAAAACACAAAGAUUCAAAAGAAGACUGUGACUGAGUAGACUAAUGGUACGAUUUUAAUACGGAAAGUCUACAGCUUUCAGUGCAGAGUCACGUCCUUCUUUAGAAUGCAACUAAAUUAACAAGAUAUAUUUUCACAUCAGUAACCUUUAUCGAGAAAUCCAUAGCCAAAAUUUUGUUUUCACAAAAUGAACGAAAACAACAACAACAACAACAAAUUCGUGUUCAGUGCAGUUCAAUUUCACGAAAAUUUUCAAAUCAAUUGAAUCUAUUAUUAUUAUUAUUUGUUACUAGCACAUAAAUAUUUUAUGGAAAUAAUCGAAAAAAAAUGUUAUCAGGAGUUGUUUGAAUUUUAUCGAAACUGGUCUAAAAUGAAUUAUUAAACGAUAUAGCAUUACAAUUGCCUUUCUUCAAACGAAAAAUCUAUAUACUACUAUUGUAUGUUAGACGUGGAAAAAACAGGUCGUAUUAAAAGGAAAAUGAUAGAAACCAUUUUAUAUGAAAUCCUUUUCAGUAGCAACAUCAGUUCACGGCUGCUUCUUUCUUCAGCUAAAUUGGAUGGCGAGAACUUGCAAAUUACUACAUAUUUUUUACAAAUACAACAAAUAUGCUUACAAAAUUGUUCCUUUUUCAGGGAGAAAAUAAAAAAAAAUGAAAGAAGUGAUAACAAA
Messenger RNA from Sitodiplosis mosellana (orange wheat blossom midge), 5219 nucleotides. Its product is annotated as perilipin-4. Bases 1096 to 4356 code for a protein of 1086 amino acids. The transcript is spliced from 15 exons. NCBI's taxonomy places the organism in Eukaryota, Metazoa, Arthropoda, Insecta, Diptera, Cecidomyiidae. The record is from RefSeq and is a predicted model, not a curated record.